AUGGAAUCUGUCGAACGGACACCGUAUCACGAUCCCUAUAUGGAGGAAUUGAACUCGAAACAUGAACUCGAUCUUCUAGCAAAUGUUGUCCGUUUCAGGCAGCAGUUAGCCGAGCAGGAAAGUCGGCCAAGGCAAGAUCUUCAGACCAUCUACGAGCAUCCAGUCAGAAUCAAGGAAUUAAAUGAGGCUGAAAAGGAGACUGAAAAGCAGAAAAAGACAGAUGUGGAUCUCCGCACUCCCGAUCGAAUAUUCAAAGUGGUAUUUGUCGGCGAUUCAGCAGUAGGUAAAACAGCCUUUUUACAUAGGUUUUGUUAUAAUCGCUUCAAACCGUUAUUCAACGCCACUAUUGGUGUAGAUUUCACAGUGAAAACAAUUACUGUAGGUGAACGUGUUGUGGCUCUUCAAUUAUGGGAUACUGCAGGACAGGAACGGAAUACUGUGUACAAAGCGGGCAAGAAACUUGCCGAUGAAUUCGAUAUGCCUUUCUAUGAGACUAGUGCCUAUACAGGAUACGGAAUCGAUUAUUGUAUGAAGUCAAUAGCUGAGCGUUUACAAAAACGCGAAGAGCAACAUUUAUACGAUGCGCUAAUGUUGGAAAUGGAACCGACAGGCAAAAAACGGAGUUGGUGUUGCCUUUGA
Messenger RNA from Haemonchus placei, 639 nucleotides. Lineage: Eukaryota; Metazoa; Nematoda; Chromadorea; Rhabditida; Trichostrongylidae. The record is from the annotation of a GenBank genome assembly.